AUGCAGCUCACCGUCGCCUUCACCGCCUUCGCCAGCGUCCUCGCUACCGCCGUAAUCCAGGUCAUAGCCACUCCCGCUAUGGCCUCUCCAGAGUCUGCUCUUGCCGGUGUCAGCGCCAAUGCGGACUACCUCAUGAACCACGCCGCGCGAAACUCCCCGAAGUCAUCCAUCUGCGCUACAUAG
Messenger RNA from Trametes versicolor FP-101664 SS1, 183 nucleotides. RefSeq lists its product as uncharacterized. NCBI's taxonomy places the organism in Eukaryota, Fungi, Basidiomycota, Agaricomycetes, Polyporales, Polyporaceae. The transcript is spliced from 3 exons. Bases 1 to 183 code for a protein of 60 amino acids. The record is from RefSeq and is a predicted model, not a curated record.